UCAUUAUUAUCUCUGCCUUUGAUUGUAGGUUCCAAACCCUGAAGUUUCACUUUGCUCACAUGGCAAGUAGUUCAGUUUCGGUUCUGUGCUGUGUAGUCAGAGAGGUGGGAGGGGCUUCUGCAAUUCUUCGUGAAAAGUAUAAGAAGAGGUAUUCACAUUUGUUUUUCCCAAUCCACGAAUGUAUCAGGAUUUUUUCACCAGGUACUGGGCAAUGACCAUUGGUUUUCUUCCUCUCUGCUAAUACUGCUAACCUGCAUUUACAGAAUCCUCCUGUUCCACUCCAUCUCUCAACCGUCUUGACCAGUCAGAUAAAUACUGAAGACUCGCGAUAGUUCAGUAAAAGGGUCUCUCAGAAGAGGAAGGAAGAUGGAAUUUUCUCAGUCACUGAUCAAGGUGCCAUGCUCUCCAGUGACCUAUGGAGUAACUGAGAAUUACCAGCCGUUGAUCUUGAACUCAGGUCCCAGUGAGCGUUUUCCAAACGUAAUUCCAUUCAGGACUCCAUUACCCAUGACCAGUAACCAGAAGGAGCAGAGGAUGGAGGAGAAAAUGACGUCCAUCUUGUACGAUGAAUACGAGGAGAAGGUUCGCCCCUGCAUCGAUCUCAUCGAUUCUCUGCGAGCCCUGGGGUUGGAGAAGGACAUGGCGCUGCCCGCCAUUGCCGUGAUUGGAGAUCAGAGUUCGGGGAAAAGCUCCAUCCUGGAAGCGCUGUCCGGAGUCUCUCUCCCCAGGGGCAGUGGUAUCGUUACUCGGUGUCCACUGGUCCUGAAAUUGAAGAAGCUGAUGCCUCAGCAGCCAUGGAGAGGGAAAAUUGCUUACCGGGCCCAGGAAAUUGAACUGCAAAGUUCCUUGGAGGUAGAAAAAGAAAUAAACAAAGCUCAGGACGCUAUUGCCGGAAAAGGAGUGGGCAUUAGCCAUGAGUUAAUUUCACUAGAGAUCAGCUCCCCUAUUGUCCCAGAUCUGACCCUGAUUGACCUUCCGGGGAUCACCAGAGUGGCAGUGGGCAAUCAGCCCCAAGACAUCGGCAAUCAGAUCAAAUCGCUAAUCAGGAAGUAUAUCCAGAAGCAGGAGACAAUUAAUUUGGUGGUGGUGCCGAGUAAUGUGGACAUAGCUACCACAGAGGCACUAAGCAUGGCACGGGAAGUGGACCCCAGUGGAGAGAGAACUCUGGGAGUCCUGACGAAACCAGAUCUGGUUGACCAAAGCGCCGAGGAGAACGUCGUGGAUGUGAUUCGAAACCUCACCAUCCACCUGAGGAAGGGCUACAUGAUCGUGAAAUGUCGGGGUCAGAAAGACCUUCAGGACCGACUGAGUCUGACUGCCGCAAUUGAAAAAGAGAAACUUUUCUUUGAAGAGCAUCAACAUUUUAGAGUCCUCCUGGAAGAAAAGAAGGCCACAAUUCCCCUCCUGGCUGAGAGAUUGACUGUCGAACUCAUCGAGCACAUUAAAAAAUCUUUGCCCAUGUUAAUAAAGCAAAUAAAGGAGAGUCACCAAAAUGCCACUGAAGAGCUACGCAAAUGUGGCACCAAUAUUCCGGAAGGAGGAGGAGAGAGGAUGCUUUUCCUGGUGGAUAAAAUUAAACUGUUUAAUCAGGACAUCUCUGCCUUGAUGCUAGGAGAAGAAACUGUGAAUAAUAAUGAGAAACGGCUAUUUACAAAACUCCGAGCAGAAUUUAAAAAUUGGGGACAAAAGCUCAAAACCAGUUCUGCUACCGUCCAAAAGGUCAUAAAUGAAGAAGUCUUGAAGUAUGAAAAUCAAUAUCGUGGCCGAGAACUCCCAGGGUUUGUCAACUACAGUACGUUUGAGACCAUUAUGAAGCAGUACAUCCAGCAGCUGGAAGAUCCAGCAAUUGAUUUGCUUCAGCUAGUGGCCGAAAUCGUCUGCGAGACUUUUUCAACCGUCGCCCAGAGAAAUUUUGAGGAUUUUUCCAAUCUUCGCAGAACUGCUAAGAACAAGAUUGAAGAAUUGAAGCAAGAGCAACAGGAAGAAGCAGAGAGAAUGAUCCGACUGCAUUUCAAAAUGGAAAAGAUCAUUUAUUGCCAAGAUGAAAAGUACAGCAGCAUUUUGCAACAGGUCAAGGGAGUCCCCCCUGAAGGAAAUGUAACCGGAUUUCAAACCAAAACAAAUAGCUUCUCUUUCCAUAUGGCCUUAUACACCCCUGCUACUGAACUGGCUCAACACCUAAACGCCUACUUCAAAGAGGCCAGCAACCGCCUCACUAACUACAUCCCAAUGAUGGUUCAGUUCUUUGUUCUUCGGAGCUUUGGCGAUCAUUUGCAGAAAGAGAUGAUGAUCCUGCUACAAGGCAAGGACCAGUUGGAUUGGCUACUUAAGGAGCAGAACGACACGGUCAUCAAGAGGCAGUUCCUGAAGGAGCAGAUUGGGCGGCUGACUCUCGCUCGUCGCCGUCUGUCUAAAUUCCUGGGCUAAAGGGGUUAUUAUGAUGGGCAGCAGCUCUGGCCUGUGAUUCUUUCGUUUGCUGCUCUUCAUUAACGUUGUGAAGUUGUAAAGGUACCAUUUUCCUCUCACAGUGGGCCAACUCCUUUUCAGGGCUCUACGCUCUAAACUUGCCAAGGCUUUGUAGCUAACGGACGGCCUGGGGUCCUGGGCCAGAUUGGGCAUCUGAACUGAAAUUUCAUUGUUUGCCACCACUGAGCCUAUUUCUGACCUCGGUUCUCCUCCCCCCAGCCUCCGUGGCUAAAGCUAGCCCAUCUGGGCCCUUCCUACAAAUAGGAGCACUCCAAACACACCACCAUGGGGACUCACCUUUUCACAAACCCCUCUCAAUGGGACUCCUAUGCAUAACAAUGGCAUUUGUUCUCUUAGUAUGUGCCAAGCACUGUUCUAAACACUAGGGAAAUAUAGGAUAAUCAGAUAAUAAUAACAAUACUAACAAUAAAUAUAAAAUAAUCAAGCCCCGGUCCCUUUUGGGUUCACAGUCUAAGAGGGAGGGAGAGCAGAUAUUUUAUCCCCACUUUAUAGAUGAGAAAAUUGAGGCACAGAGAAGUGAAAUGAUUUGCUCAAAGAUCCCAAAGCAGGGAUUGCUAGAGCCAGGAUUAAAAUCUGGGUGCCCUGAUUCCCAGUUCCUUGCUGUUUCCGCUAGGCACAGUACCUCGGGCUCUUGGAGGGGAGGGGAGGGAGAGAAAUGGGAAUGUGGGAAGCAUGUCUCUUUCACUAGCUCCAUUAUUGCCAACCCAGUGCCACUGUUGACUGUUACCUUCCUUUAGAUCCCAACUGUGUUCAGUGGUCCCUGCCACACCCAGGGUCCACCCCUCUGCUUCCCUAAUCGAUCCCCCACCUUGUUUCCCCUCCUUUCCUGUCACCGCCUUUUCCUGCAGAUCCCUCUUUUCAUCCCCAGUUGUCUAAUUGUUUUGUCAAAUUAUAAAAUUCGUUUACUCGA
Molecule: messenger RNA, 3397 nt
Organism: Tachyglossus aculeatus (Australian echidna)
Lineage: Eukaryota; Metazoa; Chordata; Mammalia; Monotremata; Tachyglossidae
Product: interferon-induced GTP-binding protein Mx1-like
Exons: 14
Coding region: 367-2427 (686 amino acids)
Biological process (GO): defense response to virus
Cellular component (GO): nucleus; microtubule; membrane
Molecular function (GO): microtubule binding; GTP binding; GTPase activity
Source: RefSeq, a predicted model, not a curated record